AUGUCGAAUAUAUCUAAAAGAAAGAAAGAUGGAUCUAGAGCCAAGAUCAAGACAAUUGGAGAUCACAAAGAGUUUCUCAAGAGGAUCACUAAGACUCUUUACUAUGGAGAGUUACCGAGACUGCCUUGUCUAAGUCUUCCUGUCACUGAGAUCUCUUGUUCCCUGUGGUCGGUGUCUCAGCGCGGCCGCUCCCUCCGUCGUCUCCACGUGGACGCGGCGGCCGACAUCGCUCGCUCCGCCUGCGUCUCUCCCUGCGCUCUGGUCCUCGCCAUUCUUUACCUCGAACGACUCAAACGAUGCAACCCCGACUACCUAUCCGCCGCAGCACCAGUUGACCUCUUCCUUGUAUCAUUGAUGGUGAGCAACAAGUUUCUCCAGGACGACGGUGAAGAUGACGAAGUGAUAUGUUCGGAGUGGGCGGCCUCGGGCGGGCUACACCUCGACCAGCUCAAGAAACUUGAAGUGGACUUUCUGAACGCGAUCGAUUGGAGAAUUUUCGUGAGCGAGGAAUCAUUCGAGGCGGGCCUGUCCUGGUUGGAGCGCGAGGUGGCGCUGAAGCAGGCCAGAGCGCGAGGGUUCUUCACGUACGGCGACCUGGCAGCGGCGUGCGCGGGCGCGGCGGCUGGUGGAGCAGCGCGCGCGCUCGCCGCCGCCUGCGCAGCCUGCCUCGCUCCCCUGCUCGCCCUGCUGGCUUCCGCUCUGCUCCUGACGCACUCCCUGCCCGCGCCGCCCGCCCCCGCCGCGUCCCCCACAGACCUGUCCGUCCACACCGACCUGUCCCCGCCCGUCGCCGCGAGUGUCGUGGACCUGGUGCUCAACAAGUCCCUGUCAGAAGAUCACGUCCCGAACCUCUCGCCCUCCGCGUGCUGCGACAGCUGGACUCAUUACCUGGAGCGGUCCGCGCCGAGCCGCCAGUGGGACGAUCAUAUAGUAGUGAACGACUGGAAGUCCUCGGAAACCUGGUGGUCGCGGACGGCCGUCACCACCUGGCUGUACCAGAUCUCUCUCGUGGACCCCAUGCAGCGGUGGCUGGAGAAGACUUACCGGUCCGCGGGCCUCCUCGGGCGAGCCGCGUCUCCCCUGGAGGCGGGCGCGGGCGGCCGGUCGUGCGCGUGGCCCUACCUGCAGCAGUGGCUCAACUUCAGUAAGCUCAGCGUGUACGUGGCCAGCGUGUCGGACCGGUGA
Messenger RNA from Danaus chrysippus (African queen), 1185 nucleotides. The record is from the annotation of a GenBank genome assembly. Lineage: Eukaryota; Metazoa; Arthropoda; Insecta; Lepidoptera; Nymphalidae.